GGAUCGCUAUGGCAGCGGCGUGGGCCCCGCGGUUGGGCGCCCCCCGGGAAUGAACGGGGUCCGUCGCCCGCCGCUCCCGGCCAGGCCUGAGGCUGGGGCCCGGGACUAGGCCGAGAGACCAUGCCCCUGGCCUCCUACUGCUUCCUGCGGGCCGUGGGCAAGGGCAGCUACGGAGAGGUGACGCUGGUGAGGCACCGGCAGGAAAACAAGCAGUUUGUCAUUAAAAAGCUAAGCCUCUGCAGUACCUCCAGCCGAGAACGGAAGGCAGCUGAACAAGAAGCUCAGCUUUUGUCUCGGCUAAAACAUCCCAACAUCGUGACCUACAGGGAAUCCUGGGAGGGAGAGGAUGGCCUCCUGUACAUUGUUAUGGGCUUUUGUGAAGGAGGGGACCUCUAUCACAAACUGAAAAAACAAAAGGGCAAACUUUUGCCAGAGAAUCAGGUCGUGGAAUGGUUCGUCCAGAUUGCCAUGGCACUGCAGUAUUUACAUGAAAAUCACAUCCUACACCGAGAUCUGAAAACUCAAAAUGUCUUCCUAACAAGAACAAAUAUAAUCAAAGUGGGAGAUCUGGGGAUUGCAAGAGUGUUGGAAAAUCAGUAUGAUAUGGCCAGCACCCUCAUUGGUACCCCUUACUACAUGAGUCCUGAAUUGUUUUCAAACAAACCUUACAGCUAUAAGUCUGACGUGUGGGCUUUGGGAUGCUGUGUUUAUGAAAUGACCACGCUGAAACACGCAUUCAACGCGAAAGACAUGAACUCUUUGGUUUAUCGAAUUAUUGAAGGAAAGUUGCCGCCAAUUCCAAAAGAUUACAGUCCCCAACUGGCAGAAUUAAUACGAACGAUGCUGAACAAAAAGCCUGAGGAAAGACCCUCGGUGAGAAGCAUCCUAAGACAACCCUACAUAAAGAGCCAAAUCUCUUUAUUUUUGGAGGCCACAAAGGCAAAAACUUCCAAAAAUUAUGCCAAAAAUUGUGAGAUAAAUCCUAGAUCUUCCGCUUCGGUAAAGGCUGACCGGAACAAGGCAAAGGACACUGCUCCGAAACAUUCCUCAGGGGAUUCCAGAACCCAUGAAGAGGUGGAAGAACAUUUACUUCAGAAGAAACCAGGGGAUGGUCACCCUUCAGAAAAACCUCUUGAUCCUAAAAAUAACACCAACAGUAACAUGAACUGCCGUGGAGCUUCCUUAGCGACAAUUAGCAAGGUGAAUGUUGAUAUCCUACCAAGUGAAGGAAGGAGCUCAGAGAGUGAUCAUUUACUUCAGGAUCACAAUCCAAGACAUUUGAGUAUGUCUACUGAAGUGGAAGACGAACCCGAUGGCUCGCGGGUGGAGGAAGGGAGUCUCCAAGAGAAUUCGAAUCCCAGCUCCGAGACUGAGAAUAUUGCCCCGGUGCAGAUUUCUGUGCAUACCCUUGAUGAAGAAAGUGAUGCUUGCUCACCUUUGCAGCCUAUAUGUAAGGAUCCGUGGCCAAGUGAAAAGCAUGACCAAUCUGGCAAAAAGUCAGCAGGAAAACAGGAAAAAGUUUACUCCUUGCUACAGCCCUGUAGCUCUGUGUCUGAACCUUCCCUGGCUCGCCAGCGGAGGCAAAAAGAAAGAGAACAGUCUGAAGAACUUAUGGAGCAUAGACAGUUCAGGGCCGUUCCUCCUAGACCUCUGCCGCCUCCGCCUCCCCCCAUUGUGAGUAAGAUGAAUGUCAAGUUGACACUCAGAGAUGCAAAAAUGCAUGACAUGGAGGCCACGGGAUCUGGAAACAGAGAGGUAGCAUCGUCAAAGGAUCGACCGCUAUCCGCAAGGGAAAGGAGGAGACUAAAGCAAUCCCAGGAAGAACUGCUUCCCUCUGCUUUUUUAGACCCUAGAGUGAGAAGAGCAAAUCAGAGUGCAGCGGAAGGAACAAAGUUGCAGGCAACCAGCCCUCCCGGGACUGCCAGACAGUCUUCUCCAGACUCUGGUCUGACUCAGGAAAAAGUUACAGUCCAGGAUCCUUCUGACGAUGAGUUGAGUUCUACAAGUUCAACAGAUAAAUCGGAUAUAGACGCCAGUGAAAGGAGAGGCCAUACCAGUGAAAUGAAUGAUUUGGUACAGUUGAUGACUCAGACAUUAAAAAUGGAUUCUAAAGACAACUGUGAAAUUCCUCUAAUACCCCAUCCCACAUCAGAGUUCAAGCUUCAUAAAAAAUAUAGAGAUACACUGAUUCUACAUGGAAAAGUUGUGGAGGAUUCAGAGGAACUCAAGUUCAAGCACCUUUCUCCAGCUAUCGUGCCUGGCUCAGAAAAGAUCAGGAGAAUGGUUGAAGUUCUAAGGGCGGAUGUAGUUCAAGGACUGGGAGUGAAGCUUUUAGAGAAAGUGUAUGAUCUUAUGGAGGAAGAUGAUGAACUGAAGAGGGAGGUGUGUUUACGGGAGCACAUGGGUGAGAAGUACACAAACUACUGCAUGAAGGCUCGUCAGCUGAAAUUUUUUGAAGAAAAUGUGAAUUUUUGAGUUCUUAAUUUGCUGCCAGGAGGGAAGACUUUGUUUUGAAAAAUGUUUUCAUCAAAAGGACUAUCUUCAGCUGAACAAACCAACUUAGAAUGGUGGUUUUUAGGGGUGUCUUCCCAGAAAGCAUAUUAGGUGUGUGUGAGGAAAAGACUCUUUUUUUUUUAACACUAAGAUGUGAACCCCAAACAUGAAGUGUUCGAUGUUAGAUUUCUCCUUUUAAAAUGAAAUUUAUUUGACCACCUCAUUUUAAAUACCUACUUUCUAUUUCGGUUGUCUCUAAAUAGCACUAGUUUCAAUUUCAGAGUAUAAUAAACAAUACAAAGAGA
This is a messenger RNA of Tachyglossus aculeatus (Australian echidna), 2798 nucleotides long. It is a transcript of the gene NEK4, whose product is annotated as NIMA related kinase 4. The coding region runs from base 121 to 2475 and encodes 784 amino acids. Gene Ontology annotation, biological process: protein phosphorylation. The record is from RefSeq and is a predicted model, not a curated record. Gene Ontology annotation, molecular function: ATP binding; protein kinase activity. The transcript is spliced from 15 exons. NCBI's taxonomy places the organism in Eukaryota, Metazoa, Chordata, Mammalia, Monotremata, Tachyglossidae.